AUGCAUCCAAUUAAAAUCUUACCAGAGGACUGCGGCGUGGCAACCGUCAGCGUUGCCGACUCGAGGAUCGUUGGCGGCGCUGACGCAUCGGCCGGGGAAUUCCCUUGGCAAGUCGGACUCGCGACCGAAUUUCCGAGUGGGGGGGGUUUGUGUGGGGGAUCUCUUAUCAAGAGCAAUUGGGUCCUGACGGCUGCUCACUGUUUCUUUGAUGACAAUGGAAAUGCGGCGACCUCAGUGGUGGUCCAGUACGGAUCAAUAAAUCUUGCAACUGCAACCGAAGUCACUGCACUCAGAUACAUUACACAUGAGGAUUACAAUUCCACGUCUCUCCUGCAUGACAUCGCUCUGAUUGAGCUUCCCCAAGCUCUCGCCUACGCGAACGACCCCAACGUUCAGCCAAUAUGCCUGGGAGAGGAGGAGGACUAUAACUUCGGAGGCAAAGUGGUAGCGACAGGAUGGGGCGAUCUCAGUUAUGACACGAAGGAAAGCCCAGAUACCCUUCAGGAGGUGAUGCUGGAUCUGAUCACGACAGAGGAGUGUAAGACGACGGAGGACCUUCCUUCGGACACCUCCGUCAUCUGCGCCCUCACCCCUAACAAAGACACGUGUUCGCCUUUCUCCCCCUCCCCCAAGGGAGACAGCGGCGGCCCCCUCUUCACCCAGCUGUGCGAUGGCCGGUGGGCGCAGCUGGGGAUAGUCAGCUACGGCUUUGAGUGCGCCCGACCCUCCAGGCCCGGAGUGUACACCAAAGUGUCCGCUUAUUUCGACUGGAUCGAGACCAACUCCGGUGAUCCACUUACAGCUAGUCCCAAGUUCCUUCUGUUCUGUUUACGCUGUGAGAAGGGGGUGUCACGUGUUGGUGAUGGUUACUGUCUAAGUUGUUUUGAACAGUAUGCGUUUCAAAACCCUGUGAUAAACGGAGAGUCGAACGAACACAUUGAAAUAUUCAGAGUUAACUUUUCGUAA
Molecule: messenger RNA, 966 nt
Organism: Penaeus vannamei (Pacific white shrimp)
Lineage: Eukaryota; Metazoa; Arthropoda; Malacostraca; Decapoda; Penaeidae
Source: RefSeq, a predicted model, not a curated record